AUGGCGGAUCCUUUCUCAGUCUUCACCGGCGUCGUCAGUAUCCUAGACGUAGGUGUACGUGCAUCGACUCGCCUUGGGAAUAUGGUACAGACUUGGCGAAAUGCACCGGCCGAGAUUAUAGCUCUCGGCAACGAAGUCGCCGACUUAAAUGUCGUCUUCGACAAGGUCCGAAGUGUCAGUCAAACGGCGAAAGGAAACGCUGCCCUCCACAACGAUGUCGAGUUUGCCACGCCGCUCAACGACCAGGUGGAAGCGGCACGGAGGCACAUAGAUGAGUUGAAAGCCAUCAUCGAUCAUCUCGAGCACCUGAAGCGGCACAAGCGACGGCUCAAGUGGCUGCGGCAAACCUCCAGGGCAGCGAUGCUGCAGCAAGAGCUGAGAGGAAUUAGAUUAAGAAUCAACGGGCUACUCAUCGCGCAAAAUCUGUCUACCAGCUCCCGCAUAGCUCUUGAUAUCCAAAGCGUCCAAGCGAAUCUGGGUCAAAAUCGCAGCGAGCUGGCCGGUCGCCUACAGUCUAUGGACGAGGGGAUUCGGAGAAUGGCGACGGAGAUGGCAACAGUCAAUACGGCGCAGAGAAGUGCCGAUAACAGCAUGCAACAUUUGGUUGACCUUGUGGACCUCCAUGGUCACAUCACGAUUAGAUUCACUGACGUUGGCUACUACUCGAAGAAUCGAGACCUCACCAGCACAGGAGCCAUCAUUCGCGGCUUCUAA
Ilyonectria robusta is the source of this 714-nucleotide messenger RNA. RefSeq lists its product as uncharacterized. The transcript is spliced from 3 exons. The record is from RefSeq and is a predicted model, not a curated record. NCBI's taxonomy places the organism in Eukaryota, Fungi, Ascomycota, Sordariomycetes, Hypocreales, Nectriaceae. The coding region runs from base 1 to 714 and encodes 237 amino acids.